This is a messenger RNA of Lemur catta (Ring-tailed lemur), 2425 nucleotides long. It is a transcript of the gene TAB1, whose product is annotated as TGF-beta activated kinase 1 (MAP3K7) binding protein 1. Gene Ontology annotation, biological process: protein dephosphorylation. The record is from RefSeq and is a predicted model, not a curated record. Bases 65 to 1579 code for a protein of 504 amino acids. NCBI's taxonomy places the organism in Eukaryota, Metazoa, Chordata, Mammalia, Primates, Lemuridae. The transcript is spliced from 11 exons. Gene Ontology annotation, cellular component: cytosol. Gene Ontology annotation, molecular function: protein serine/threonine phosphatase activity.
CGCUCUAGCCGCCCUUUUCGCUGCUCUGUCGGGAGGCGGGCGCGCCCGCAGGGGUCCCUCCAAGAUGGCGGCGCAGAGGAGGAGCCUGCUGCAGAGUGAGCAGCAGCCAAGCUGGACGGACGACCUGCCGCUCUGCCACCUCUCUGGGGUUGGCUCAGCCUCCAACCGCAGCUACUCUGCUGAUGGGAAGGGAACUGAGAGCCACCCGCCAGAGGACAACUGGCUCAAGUUCAGGAGUGAGAACAACUGCUUCCUCUAUGGGGUCUUCAAUGGCUAUGAUGGCAACCGAGUGACCAACUUUGUGGCCCAGCGGCUGUCUGCAGAGCUCCUGCUGGGCCAGCUUAACGCUGAGCACACUGAGGCCGAUGUGCGACGUGUGCUGCUGCAGGCCUUUGAUGUGGUGGAGAGGAGCUUCCUGGAGUCCAUCGAUGAUGCCCUGGCUGAGAAGGCGAGCCUCCAGUCCCAGCUGCCGGAGGGUGUCCUUCAGCACCAGUUGCCUCCUCAGUACCAGAAGAUCCUUGAGAGACUCAAGGUGUUGGAGAGGGAGAUUUCAGGUGGGGCCAUGGCCGUCGUGGCGGUUCUUCUCAACAAUAAACUCUACGUCGCCAAUGUCGGUACGAACCGUGCACUCUUAUGCAAAUCUACGGUGGACGGGUUGCAGGUGACACAGCUGAACGUGGACCACACCACAGAGAACGAGGAUGAGCUCUUCCGCCUCUCCCAGCUGGGUUUGGACGCAGGAAAGAUCAAGCAAGUGGGGAUCAUCUGUGGGCAGGAGAGCACCAGGCGCAUCGGGGACUACAAGGUCAAAUACGGCUACACAGACAUUGACCUGCUCAGUGCUGCCAAGUCCAAACCAAUCAUUGCAGAGCCAGAAAUCCACGGUGCACAGCCACUGGAUGGGGUGACCGGCUUCCUGGUGCUGAUGUCCGAGGGGCUGUACAAGGCCCUGGAGGCAGCCCACGGGCCUGGACAGGCGAACCAGGAGAUUGCUGCGAUGAUUGACACUGAGUUUGCCAAGCAGACCUCCCUGGACGCAGUGGCCCAGGCUGUGGUUGACCGGGUGAAGCGCAUCCACGGAGACACCUUCGCCAGUGGUGGGGAGCGUGCCAAGUUCUGUCCACGGCACGAGGACAUGACCCUGCUGGUGAGGAACUUCGGCUACCCACUGGGCGAAAUGAGCCAGCCCACACCCACCCCGGCCCCAGCUGCAGGGGGCCGCGUGUACCCCGUGUCCGUGCCUUAUUCGAGCGCCCAGAGCACCAGCAAGACCAGCGUGACCCUCUCCCUCGUCAUGCCCUCCCAGGGCCAGAUGGUCAACGGGGCCCCCAGCGUACCCACCCUGGACGAAGCCACCCCGACCCUCACCAACCAGAGCCCGACCCUGACCCUGCAGUCCACCAACACACACACCCAGAGCAGCAGCUCCAGCUCCGACGGGGGCCUCUUCCGCUCCCGGCCCGCCCACUCUCUCCCGCCUGGCGAGGACGGCCGCGUGGAGCCCUACGUGGACUUUGCAGAGUUUUACCGUCUCUGGAGCGUGGACCAUGGCGAGCAGAGCGUGAUGACGGCACCAUAGUGCAGCCGGGAGGUGCAGCCCAAGCAGGGCCUGGCGUGGGGAUGAGGGGUCCAGUGCUGGGGCAGGACAGGGAUUAGCCUUUUCCCAAUACUUGCCUGGGCCAUGGUGGCCAGUGGGUGUCCUGUCCUCAGCCUGCAUCAACUUUAUCCCGCAGCUCUCGGGGCUGUCGCGGAUGUGAAUGCAGACUGGACCUGUGUUCUGCACCUUGCACAGCGGGCUGGAGGCCACUCUCUCCCUGGCAGCCUCAGCCAGGACUGUCACUGUUGCUCAGAACAAAGGGCCCAAGUGUGCAGCUGUGGCUAGCCUGCAAGCCCCGCCGAGGGUUCCUGCAGCAGUGCGCGGCGGAACGGGAAGAAGGAUCCCGUGAACCCCGACUGUCCCAGGCCCAACGGACAAUGCUCUCAGGCCACCCCUCCUCUUGCCCCUGCCUGCCCUGGAGUAGCCUGUGGCUGCUACAAGUGCCUCACCUCUGGGUGGUGGCUUCUCCCCUUCUCCAGCCUCUCAGCCCUGUGUUCCUAGAUCCAGAGUAGAACCCUGGGCCCCAUUCCUGGACCUGCCCUAGUUGUCAGUGGUGAGGGUUCAGGAAGACCAGGGGAGCAUCGGGGGUCUGGGACGACCACAGGGUGCGGGGCAGGUGGCAGGGAACCGAGGGAGCUGGUCUAGGAGAAGCACUGGUCCUGGAGCUUCCAAAGGAGAGUGGGCUGGGCACCUGGGCCUCCCCAGAGGUGGGCACGCAGGUGAUGGGGGCGUGGGGCGUGGUUGGGCUGCCGUGGUGGCUGCUCUUGUCAGGCCCUGAGUCGGGUGAGCCAGUGUCGGCCUUGUGUUUCCGUGCUGGUGCCGGGGAGG